AUGACGACCAUGGAUCUUCGUGUCGGCAAUAAAUACCGGAUUGGUCGAAAGAUCGGUUCUGGCUCGUUCGGCGAUAUCUACCUCGGAACCAACAUCAUCUCUGGCGAGGAGAUUGCCAUCAAGCUCGAAAGCGUCAAGGCCAAGCAUCCCCAGCUGGAGUAUGAGGCUCGUGUCUACAAGUCUCUCGCCGGUGGUGUCGGCAUUCCCUUCGUCCGCUGGUUUGGCACGGAGUGUGACUACAAUGCCAUGGUCCUCGACCUUCUUGGACCCAGUCUGGAAGACCUCUUCAACUUCUGCAACCGCAAGUUCUCGCUGAAGACCGUGCUUCUGCUGGCCGAUCAGCUCAUCUCCCGCAUCGAGUACAUCCACGCCAAGUCGUUCAUCCACCGCGAUAUCAAGCCUGACAACUUCCUGAUGGGCAUCGGCAAGCGAGGCAACCAGGUCAACGUGAUCGACUUCGGUCUCGCCAAGAAAUACCGUGACCCCAAGACUCACUUCCACAUUCCCUACAGAGAGAACAAGAACUUGACUGGCACUGCUCGUUAUGCUUCGAUCAACACUCACUUGGGUGUCGAGCAAUCCCGUCGUGAUGACAUGGAGUCUUUGGGCUAUGUCAUGCUCUACUUCUGCCGUGGCUCUCUCCCCUGGCAGGGUCUCAAGGCUGCCACCAAGAAGCAGAAGUACGACCGCAUCAUGGAGAAGAAGAUGACCACUCCGACUGAGGUCCUCUGCCGUGGCUUCCCCAACGAGUUUGCCAUUUACCUCAACUACACUCGGUCGCUUCGUUUCGACGACAAGCCCGAUUACAGCUACCUGCGAAAGAUCUUCCGCGACCUCUUCGUCCGUGAGGGCUUCCAAUACGACUACGUCUUUGACUGGACUGUCUACAAGUACCAAAAGAACGCUCAGGCUAUUGCCCAGGCUGCCGGCGGUGCCAACAACGACGACAGCAAGGCGGCCAACCCUACCACUGCUGCCGGCACCAAGGGCACCCCUGCUAUCCCCAGCAACCGGACCCGCGCCAAGAUGAUUGGUGGUGCCGUUGUUGACACUCCCGACACCAACCGUGCCGUUGGCGGAAGCGACAGGAUGUGA
Messenger RNA from Thyridium curvatum, 1095 nucleotides. RefSeq lists its product as uncharacterized. The coding region runs from base 1 to 1095 and encodes 364 amino acids. NCBI's taxonomy places the organism in Eukaryota, Fungi, Ascomycota, Sordariomycetes, Thyridiales, Thyridiaceae. Gene Ontology annotation, molecular function: protein serine/threonine kinase activity; ATP binding. Gene Ontology annotation, biological process: endocytosis; signal transduction; peptidyl-serine phosphorylation. Gene Ontology annotation, cellular component: cytoplasm; nucleus. The record is from RefSeq and is a predicted model, not a curated record. The transcript has 3 exons.